AUGGCGGAUCCUUUUCAGAUUGGAGGCCUACUGGAUGUCUUAGGUAGCACUCCACAGUUAGUACCUAUAAGAUCUGUUUACCCUGCCGGAGUACCUAUAAGAUCUGUUUACCCUGCCGGAGUACCUAUAAGAUCUGUUUACCCUGCCGGAGUACCUAUAAGAUCUGUUUACCCUACCGGAGCACCUAUAAGAUAUGUUUACACUGCCGGAGUACCUAUAAGAUCUGUUUACCCUGCCGGAGCACCUAUAAGAUAUGUUUACACUGCCGGAGUACCUAUAAGAUCUGUUUACCCUGCCGGAGUACCUAUAAGAUCUGUUUACCCUGCCGGAGUACCUAUAAGAUCUGUUUACCCUGCCGGAGUACCUAUAAGAUCUGUUUACCCUGCCGGAGUACCUAUACGAUCUGUUUACCCUGCCGGAGUACCUAUAAGAUCUGUUUACCCUGCCGGAGUACCUAUAAGAUCUGUUUACCCUGCCGGAGUACCUAUAAGAUCUGUUUACCCUGCCGGAGUACCUAUAAGAUCUGUUUACCCUGCCGGAGUACCUAUAAGAUCUGUUUACCCUGCCGGAGUACCUAUAAGAUAUGUUUACCCUACCGGAGCACCUAUAAGAUAUGUUUACACUGCCGGAGCACCUAUAAGAUCUGUUUACCCUACCGGAGCACCUAUAAGAUAUGUUUACACUGCCGGAGUACCUAUAAGAUCUGUUUACCCUGCCGGAGUACCUAUAAGAUCUGUUUGCUCUGCCGGAGUACCUAUAAGAUCUGUUUACCCUGCCGGAGUACCUAUAAGAUCUGUUUACCCUGCCGGAGUACCUAUAAGAUCUGUUUACCCUGCCGGAGUACCUAUAAGAUCUGUUUACCCUGCCGGAGUACCUAUAAGAUCUGUUUACCCUGCCGGAGUACCUAUAAGAUCUGUUUACCCUGCCGGAGUACCUAUAAGAUCUGUUUACCCUGCCGGAGUACCUAUAAGAUCUGUUUACCCUGCCGGAGUACCUAUAAGAUCUGUUUACCCUGCCGGAGUACCUAUAAGAUCUGUUUACCCUGCCGGAGUACCUAUAAGAUCUGUUUACCCUGCCGGAGUACCUAUAAGAUCUGUUUACCCUGCCGGAGUACCUAUAAGAUCUGUUUACCCUGCCGGAGUACCUUUAAGAUCUGUUUACCCUGCCGGAGUACCUAUAAGAUCUGUUUACCCUGCCGGAGUACCUAUAAGAUCUGUUUAA
Messenger RNA from Mytilus trossulus (common blue mussel), 1221 nucleotides. RefSeq names its product MAGE-like protein 2. The transcript has 2 exons. Bases 1 to 1221 code for a protein of 406 amino acids. The record is from RefSeq and is a predicted model, not a curated record. Lineage: Eukaryota; Metazoa; Mollusca; Bivalvia; Mytilida; Mytilidae.